AUGCCUUCUACUACCACCCUCCGACCCCUACUGCGCGCGACGCAUCGUGCAAACGUGAUGGGCACCCAAGUCGCACUCGCUGCCGCAGUUGCCGGCAUUGGCGCAUAUGCCUGGUACUGGCGGAGUAGCAACACCAACAAGCCAGACAAGCCGAUCUUCAGCAGCUUCGGCUUCCAUACCCUGCGCCUGGACAGCACAGAGCUGAUCAACCACAACACCAAGAAGCUGCGCUUUGAGCUUCCCGAUGCCAGCAAGCCUAGCGGUCUCUCACUUACAUCCGCCCUGCUCACCAUCUCGUUCCCCAAUGGCCGCUGGCUGCCGGUCCUCCGGCCGUACACCCCAGUCAACGACCUGAACGAGCCAGGCUACAUCGAGCUGAUGGUCAAGCUGUACCCGAACGGCAAGCAAAGCACGCAUCUGCACUCGCUCAAGCCGGGCGACACCCUCACCUUCGCCCCAAUUAAGGAGCUCGCCUGGACACCCAAUAAGCACGAACACGUCGCCCUCAUUGCCGGCGGCGCGGGCAUCACGCCCAUGUACCAGCUGGCGCGGGGCAUCCUGCACAACCCGGACGACCGCACGCGCGUGACGCUUGUGUGGGGCGUCAAUACGGACGAGGACAUCUUCCUGAAAAACGAGUUUGCCGCGCUGGAGAAGCUGCAUCCCGGUCGGUUCAGGGCGGUCUAUGUCGUGGUGACCCCGGGUGCCGGGUCGCCUCACCAGAAGGGGUUCGUGACGAGGCAGUUGCUGGAGAAGGCUGGUCUGGCCGCGAGCGAGGCGCAGAAUCGGGAUAUCAAGGUACUGGUGUGCGGCCCCCCGGCUAUGGAGAAGGCGCUGAAGGGGAAGAAGGGAGGAGGAGUGCUGGCUGAGCUGGGGUAUAGGCCGGAUCAGGUCUACAGCUUUUAG
This is a messenger RNA of Parathielavia appendiculata, 906 nucleotides long. RefSeq names its product ferredoxin reductase-like protein. The transcript is spliced from 2 exons. The record is from RefSeq and is a predicted model, not a curated record. The coding region runs from base 1 to 906 and encodes 301 amino acids. Gene Ontology annotation, molecular function: cytochrome-b5 reductase activity, acting on NAD(P)H. Lineage: Eukaryota; Fungi; Ascomycota; Sordariomycetes; Sordariales; Chaetomiaceae.